Molecule: messenger RNA, 486 nt
Organism: Phycomyces blakesleeanus NRRL 1555(-)
Lineage: Eukaryota; Fungi; Mucoromycota; Mucoromycetes; Mucorales; Phycomycetaceae
Exons: 7
Coding region: 1-486 (161 amino acids)
Source: RefSeq, a predicted model, not a curated record
AUGCCUUUAGAGAUAAAGAGAACGAAAAACGUAGUUGAGAUCAAGAGAUUUGAUUAUUACGGAUUGUUGGCUGUCAAAUUGAAACAAUUUGAACACCACACCACACUACACUACACUACACUACACUACAUGCCGAUAAUAGAACCGAUCGAUAUAGAUAUAGAUAUAAAUAUGUACAUUUAUGCAAACCCAUUUAAAAUAAGAAAGGCUAAGAAAAGGAGUAGUUUUUGUUACUACAAUAAUUAUCUUUAUAGCCCAUCUGGUGUCAUUUGCACGAGGCUGUUUGUGCACGGUUCAAGGAUCUGUAUCAAUGACAACGAAAACGAUCCAUAUACUCAAAAAAAAACCCUAUAUGAAUUAAGGGUGUAUUUGAUGCACAGGAGUGCGAACACUGUACAACUCGACAAUACCACGUGUGGAUUUAGGAGAGAAAAUGCAUCAAAGCAUGGUGUAGAUAAAGGGAGAAUAAAGGAGGUUGAUAGCUGA